UGUACAGCCUGCAGAACCAUGAGGCAAUUCAACCUCUUUUCUUUAUGAAUUACUCAUUCUCAGGCAGUUCUUUAUAGCAGUGUAGAAACGGACUAAUACGCCAACCCUAUCUGAGUAUGCUCAGCAAAGCUGCAGUACCCAAGAUCAAUCUGCAACAAUCAGUGGUAUUUCCAUACUCUAGCAGUGAAUAACAUGGAUGAACCCUGAUGAAACCAUUAUGCUAAGUGAAAGCAGCCAGACACACAAGGCCUCACAUUUGGUCGUACGAUUCCAUCUAUAGGAAAUCUCCAAAACAGGCUAACCUCUACCGACAGAAAGCAGAUUGACAAGUGGUUGCCAGGGACUAUCGGGAACGUACGUAUGGGCGGGGGGAGAGGGCUGUGUGUGGCGGGGUGUGGGGGUUGGUAGUGGCGGUGUGGAAGGAGGCGUGUGGCAAGUGACUGCUUAUAGGUGCAGGGGUUUCAGUUUCUUUUGAGGGUGUUGAAAAUGUUUUGGAACUAGGUGGUUGUGACGGAUGUGCAACAUUGUGAAGGCGUGGUACCCACUCUCCCCUCGCCCACCCCUCUGUCUUUCCCACAAUGUUCCCAUCCAGUAGAAAGGGAGAGUCCCCACUGGCAGAGAGAGGGUCACGAGCGGGAUUCCCCUCCCCCCACCAUGGCCCUCCAGUCACUUCUAGGCCCAGGCCUGCUCCCUCGAGGCCAAUGGGAAAGCGCUGAGGUCACCUGAUGGACGUGUCCCUUGUGAGGCCGUCACCGCGUGCGUGCCCCUCACCGCGUGCGUGCCCCUCACCGGACGUGCGUGCCCCUCACCGGACGUGCGUGCCCCUCACCGGACGUGCGUGCCCCUCACCGGACGUGCGUGCCCAUUGGUUUCGGCUCCCCAGCCAAUGAGGGGCUGGGCCCUGGUCGCUAGGAUACACAGUACUGGACGCGGUAACUGUCAUCUUGAGAGCCAUCUUGUCUAGCUAGGGCAAGCCGAGAUAGCACACUCAACGCCCAGCAUGUCGGAGAGGAGGAGCCAUCGCCGGUCCUCCAGGGCUGGUGGCCGGGGGCGGACCCGCUCUCGCACCGUCCGAGCGGAGCUUUCGUUUUCGGUGAGCCAGGUGGAGCGCGGUCUACGGGAGGGCCACUACGCUCAGCGCCUGAGUCCCACGGCGCCGGUCUACCUCGCUGCGGUUAUCGAGUACCUGACGGCCAAGGUCCUGGAGCUGGCGGGCAACGAGGCCCAGAACAACGGAGAGAGGAACAUCACUCCACUGCUGCUGGACAUGGCGGUUCACAACAACAGGCUGCUGAGCACCCUUUUUGACACAACCACCAUCUCUCAAGUGGCCCCCGGCGGGGACUAGCUUCUGACGCCCGGCCCCUGGGACCUGGCAGGUCCACUCGUCCACCCACCCAGCCCCAAACUCCCCGGCCUCAAAUCCCCCGGCCCGAACCCCCGGCCUUAAAUCAACCCCCACCACCCGGGCCCCAAAGUCUUGGGUCUUCAUUAAUUCUGUCAAUAAAAUGUUUAAAGGAACCC
Molecule: messenger RNA, 1524 nt
Organism: Macaca mulatta (Rhesus monkey)
Lineage: Eukaryota; Metazoa; Chordata; Mammalia; Primates; Cercopithecidae
Gene: H2AB3
Product: H2A.B variant histone 3
Cellular component (GO): nucleosome
Molecular function (GO): DNA binding; protein heterodimerization activity; structural constituent of chromatin
Source: RefSeq, a predicted model, not a curated record